Molecule: messenger RNA, 861 nt
Organism: Macrobrachium nipponense
Lineage: Eukaryota; Metazoa; Arthropoda; Malacostraca; Decapoda; Palaemonidae
Exons: 4
Coding region: 1-861 (286 amino acids)
Source: RefSeq, a predicted model, not a curated record
AUGGCAGCCUUCGUCUUGGUUGAUACUGCUAAAUAUCAUGAGAAGCUGGAUGCUAUUUUGUCUGACGAGAGCAAUCGGUAUAGCCUGCAGUCUUCGGCAGAACUCUUAGAAGCCAUCAAGGACACCCAUGGCACAGGGAUUAUCGCCUCACUGGACGUGGAAUCCCUAUUUACGAACGUGCCUGUCGACGAAACCACAGAUAUAAUCCUUGAUCGUGUCUACAGGAAUCAGUCAACAGCUCCUCUCAACAUACUUGAAGCCUCGCUCCAUACGCUGCUAGAGGUCUGCAUGAAGAAGGCCCCUUUCUCCCCCAACUAUGGCCAGAUGUUCCGCCAGAAGGACGGCGUAGUGAUGGGCUCCCCACUGGGGGUCCUCUUUGCUAACUUUUAUAUGGGCACCAUGGAGGAACGGGUUUUUGCCAGGAUGGCCUUUGUCAGGAGAGCCCUCUCCCACUGCUCGAUCUGGCAGGACACUCACCAGGAAUUCGACCGUACCUCCCAAGUACUUGUGAAUAACGGGUAUUCAAAUAAAUCAAUCACUAAGGAAGUCCGCAAAGCCCUGGAGAAAUGGUAUGGUAGUGAGAGCCCGCAGCCCCGCCCCAGGAUAAUAUCAAGCUGUAGGAGACCCCUGAAGCAGACGCAUGUAGUGUACCAGCAUACAUGCCUAGUCUGCGAAUGUAGCGGUGCCUACGUAGGUAUGACUACCAUGCGCCUGUCGAAGAGACUCUCAUGCCACGCCCAAGAGGGGGCUAUCAAGAAUCACGCCUGCACCAAACGUCAAGAGGCCAUCUCAUACAGAACACGAAGAUCAUCGGGAAGGCCCCUGAUGCCCGUCGGUUGCGCCUGCUGGAGGCGCUUCUAA